Hymenoscyphus albidus is the source of this 4446-nucleotide messenger RNA. Lineage: Eukaryota; Fungi; Ascomycota; Leotiomycetes; Helotiales; Helotiaceae. The record is from the annotation of a GenBank genome assembly.
CUUACUUACCUACUACUCCGUAACUACACCACACCACACAACUCUACCCUAAUCUACAUCUAAACUUCUCAACCGUACCGAGUACACUGACUGCUUGUCACACUCCCUUCUCCCUGGCCUCACCCUAACCCUGCCCUACCCUGUCUUGCCCUGCAAUUAUACCCUACACCCUACCCGAUCGGCAGCGGGGAUCUCACUCUGAACCAAACCAUUCCACUUCUAUAUCUCCUCGAGCGCGCACGCCAUUGCUCUUGCCACGUCCCUCUUCUAAAUAGGGAAGAUUGGUCUACUCCGUCCUUCCUGCUCCGAAUACUCGUACACCUAGCUCGAGAGGACGCUCGUUUCGUGCGACCUUUGCUCGACCCACGUCUAGAGAGACCCAAGACCCGGCUCUCACUUCCCGCUUCUUAAAUCUUGGGUUCCAGAUUUUCCUAACCUAGCGGUCCUGUCGUCUCGCUGCUAUCUUCGCAUCGUCCAGCCCCAAUAUCAAACACCACCCACUACGCUUGAAUAGUUCACGAGGCGUCAGUGAGACUUUGUGGAGCAGCCCCCUCGACUGCUGCCCGUUUCCGCUCGAAGAUAGUCUUAGAGCGGCGUAUGUCUCAUACCCGUCCUGGUCUAUGAUUUCUGGGGGUAAAAGGCAAUCAAACACAGAAGUGUACAGGUCAAAGCAUCCGGGGAUCGUUGCCAAACGCCAAACCGGGUUCGAGGAGAAGCACAAGGUAUAGCAGAGAUCAAUUAUCAUCACGGAUUCAAAGCCUGACCCUCGUUCGUUUUCAUCAUCUCUUUUCUUAACAGCAUUCUGCGUCUACCAAGCGCUCUCCACGGGCAUCGUUUCGGCAGGAAAGACCAUUGGGAUUUCUGACAAACCAUCCAUCACGGACGCUCCCCUAACCACAAUAAUACAACUAUAACCUUCCGGCUUCUCCAUAAAGCCACUUAGGUGCGCCGCCUCAUCCACCUGCCUCUUACUUGUACGACCGUCACUGUCUCCCAACGCCCACCCCCUGGGCAGUCUCCAACUCAGCGCCACCGUACUUCCACAAAUCUCACACCCAUCACAGAAAGGGCAGCAGAUCACUUUAGCGGCAAGUCAACGCAUGAUCCAGCCGCUCUAAAAGCAAGUCACCCACAACACAGGCCAUCAGUUCCUGCUCCGGGAUUUCCAUUUACUUUUCUCAUCUGGAACCUGUUCAGUCUUAUUAUUUCACCCCAGAUAAUAUCAUCCAUCCCUUGGAGUAUGUGCAUCGUUAGGAGGGCGAGCAUCAAAUCCACUUAGACUGCGUCCCGCUAUUUUGACGCCCAGACCUCUUCGAGAAGGACCGUAUCUUCAUCUGGUCGUUUUCUGAUACAACUAUCCUUGAGAUCCCAAUCAAUUCUGAUAAACAUCUUUCAGACUUUGGAACUUACUUCUCAAAACGACAGCUCGACUUGUACCUUCCACCCCAACCCCACAUUGAAGAUACUUCUAUCAACCUUUCCUUCUCACUCGCCACGAUGGUCGCCAACAGAGGUGGUCCUCCAUUGUCGCAAGGAGGCUUUUAUCCCUCUAGGGAUACUCUGACUCGGAGUGAGGAUGUUCAAGAUAGGACACCAGCAUUUAUGCAUCCUCCCAUGCCGGCUUAUGGGAAUACGGUAUGGUCUUCAGUUCAGUCUUGUGUAUCAAUACUAAAUCAAUAAUCACAGUCCAUCGGAGAUGCAUUAAGGGAUUACGCCGGGAUUCCAGUGAGAGACUUUGUUCUUGCCUGCCGGCUUGAUAAUGGAGAAGAGAAGACCUAUCACUCGAAGUCUUUCAGGCCGUAUAUCUCGAAAGUGUUCACUGAACGCUUCAGACGGGAUUUCACUCAUUACAGUCACAGAGCGAGUGCAGAGAGGGGUUACACGGGUGCCGGUAAGCUUGAUAUCUACUCACAUCUGUUUCUUAUCUAACAACCUGUAGGUUAUGGACAGGAUGGCACAUACAAUGAGCUGGAAGUUGACAGCACGGAGGAUUACAGGAAGAUGGGUAGUGGUGGUGAACUGGCUCGCUCACAAUAUCGGCCGCGAUAUUCACGGUCAGAGGAUUCAAGUGAAGAGAUUCCAGGAUGCAAAAGAAAGCGAGGUCAUUAUUCUGGAAAUGAUGUUCCAAUAUCCAUCCCGACCCAGAAGACCGAACCGCUGGUUAUCGGACAAUCCGACAAAGUCGAGCAGUAUUACGUGGUUCGAUUCAAGGACAUGCAGCAAUCGUCUUGUAAAGUCAUGGGUAAAGCUUUUGUCAAAUUGGUUGAGCCCAAGAAGCAAACGCAUCACCCCUAUACAGGAGGCAACGCCGGGGCUCCUCCGUGGUGGCCGCCAACUAUUGGGGAGAAUCAUGUUAGGCACAAAGAGCCAGAUCAUCUUCUCAAACCCGGUACGUCUUCGUCCUCGAGAUCCUUCCGACUCACUUUUCUAACUGUCAUCAGAACGCAUUCGGCUCCUCGUUCAUAUUCUCCGAAUGAUCAUCCAGCCCCAAUCACAGCAAGUCUCUGCAGUAGCAAAGCAAGGGUUGAAUGUUAAAAAACUCGAAGAGGUAACUAUGGAGGCCAUGUCGAACUGGUUCUCAGACAAGGACCAUCCAGAAAACGCGGAGAAGAAACCAUUUUUGAAAGAAAUCUUCAAGGUCGCAAGAGAGGAGGAACGCUACAAGAAUGGAGAGAUAGGUAUGAUUGUAGUCUACAAAGGCAUUGAUGUCUACUGACUUUUGUAGAUGGCGACACCGCAAUCCCCGUAAUGUUUGGAGACCAGACUGGAGGCGAGGAAUCCGAUGUUGAUAACGACGCAGUGAACGAGGAAGAGGAGGCAGGUCAAGAAAAUGUAAUUGGCACCAAUAACUCCGCUACGCCCGAACUCGUCUCACCCCCAAUGAUGAUGCCACACCGUCAAUUCGAACCCGAACAACAAACACAUGGCAUAAUCCAGCAUCGCCCUCAUCCAACUUUGAUUCGCCCAUCUGCGCCGCAUUUGGAGGAUUCGUCGCCUUACGCUGAAACAUAUGGUCGCCAGAUGUCUAGCUUUCCACAGAGCCCGAGUUUGCAAGACCCAUACCGACCUCGAUAUGCACCUAAUGUCUCGCCUGGAUACCAGAGUCCUCAGCAAAACUUAUAUCCUACAUCAUGGCAGAAUCACGGAAUGAUGACUAGUGGGCCACUCACCACAAGCUACUGCGCAACGAGUUCACCUCAAUCGAUCACACCUCCAUCGACCCUUCAGUUACCAGCACUCUCCCAACAAGUUGCGUCCCACACCCAACAACUUACUUCAUACACGCAAGGCAUGCUACCACCGAGGAUGUCCAGCCAACCUUUCGAAAUGCCACACACGAGACAAUAUGACCCAGGGCCAGGAUUGGGAAACCAGAUGAGGAUGGGGGGUUUGAGCAAUCCUCACGCACAACAUACACAAAAUGGAUACAGCGAAUUUCUUCAUGAUGCAAAUUCAUACUCGCAGAACGAGUCUGAAAUGAAAGAGGGACAACAACAUCUUCGACCAUAAACCGUCGUGUUUCCAGGGCCAAUUAUUGUUAACUAAUUCGAAUAUAUUAUCGAGCAUCGGUGGUCAAAUUAUUUUCUAUAGCGUAUACCCUCCUUUGUCUCAUCUCCUAUUUCAACAUCCCAAAGAAAACAAAAAAGCGAACCGCGCAAAUGUUCCAUUCCUGGUUCUUCUAAUAGCCAAAAACAAGUACAUUACUUUAUCCCACGAGGACCAACAGCAUCAUGGGCAAAUGAUAUUCAUCCCGGGUUUUAUCUGCUACCUGUAUUUGGAAAUCCAACAACAGACUUUUGUUCAACUUUUAUUCGAUUUCAGCAAUAUCGAUACUCUCUCGUCAUCUUAUUACAGCGUUAUUCGAAAGUAUGCAAUCUACGUUUAUGUUUGUACGAUUCAACCCGUUAUUAAAUUCCGGAAAGGAGGCUAUUUCCAACAUUUUUAUUUUUAAAACCCCCCACCCGGUAUUUGCUAGUGCCUGCCUGCUUCCUUUGUUUUGUAGACAUCAUCACUCUUAGCGAGCAAAUGGGAAUGGGGAAAACGGGUGGCCACAGUCGAUUCAGUUCAAUUCUUAUGCGGUUUUCUUUUGUUGCUAUUCUUCUAAUAUUUUCUCUCUAUGGGCGCCAAUUUCUUUUGUAUGUAUCAUUUGUUUUUUGAUUUUUUUCGUUUGUUUUGUGUCUGUGGUGAAUAAGGGCAGUAUGAUGUUAUGGGGUGGCUUUCAAGUGUUGGGUAUUUUAUCCUGUGUGAAAAUGUUUUCCUCCCUCUCUCUUUUGUUUUGUAUGGAUGGAUAUGAAUUUAUCUGUGAGAUGGAUGGGAUGUGUGGGUUUAAAUACAUGAUACAAAUCUAAUGAUUGAGAAUAUAAAAUCCUUUGAUUUAUGAUUAUCACAACAUAUUCUAUGGUCACUUUAGGGGGUUUUCGUCUUUUUCGUUGGGUUGACCGUUGG